ACGCACGCUGACGAAAGUUUCUACCCAUAUAUCCAUAUCGCUACAUCAACUGGGAAGUGCACUGCUCGGCCAUGGCACUGACCGCACGGUAGCGCAAAUAUUAAAGGUAAUAAUGACUCCCCUCGGAGGUAGCUGCACGUCAACAGCUGGACUUUCCUGAUGUGUAUCGACAUCGCAGGUCGAUCAGUUAUUAACUAAGAUACGGAGUGAACAUGGCUGCGCCCACAGCACCGAGGGGAUCCUCAGCGUCCAGCCCGCCCGGGUUUGAAGGUUUUCCGUUUCCACUGGCCGGCAAAGCACCGGAGGACAGUGCCGGGAAGGAGCAGGAGCAGACCGGGGAGGCGAAGAAGAAGCCAUGCAGGGCUUGUACUGACUUUAAAUCGUGGAUGAAGCUUCAGAAGAAAGAAACGACAGCUGCUACACAGGAGAGUCGUGCUGCUGAAUCACAGCCAGAACAAGACCCACAGUGUCCACUGGACAGGGAGGAGCUGGGAAGCAACACUUGGUCCUUUCUGCACACCAUGGCAGCAUACUACCCGGAUCGUCCAUCUUCCACCCAGCAGCAGGAGAUGGGACAGUUCAUCAACCUUUUCUCCAAGUUCUACCCCUGUGAUGAAUGUGCAGAAGAUCUCAGGGGCAGGUUGAAAACCAAUCAGCCGGACACCAGCAGCCGUCACGCUCUGUCUCAGUGGUUCUGUCGUCUUCAUAAUGGUGUCAACAUCCGGCUGGGAAAGCCCGAGUUUGACUGCUCACGUGUGGACGAGAGGUGGAAAGAUGGAUGGAAAGACGGUUCCUGUGACUGAGUGAUUGUAUCUGAGUGCUGAGAGACAUGUGGACAGAGCUGAGAGGAAAAAAGUCCUCCAAAACACCUGAGUGAAGAAAACUGGACGAUGCAUCUCAAAUAGUUUGUCUUGUUUUGUGCUGUAGGAAUGGUACAAGAUGUGUAACUAAUCUGGCAAUAAAAUUAAGGAUACAGAGCAAAUGGAAGUGUUUUUCUUUGUUUCUCAGGUUAAGACAAAGAAAAAGUUACACGAAAGCUGUUGUUAAUUCUGAUAAUUGGGGACUUUAAAGGUGUUUUUUAAACUCAAACUUGCAUUUUUGGUUUAAAAUCCUCUCCUUGCCUUUUUGUUUUUUGGUGCAUUUCUGUAUUUGACUGUUUCUUUAGUCUGCUGUUAUAACUUGUGUGGUAAAGCCCAGAAUCUACUACAUAAAAAUACAAUAUCACCAUCGUAAAUGAGGGAAAAAUGUUUCUCAUGUGAUUAUGUCAGUGAUGAGUUAAAACUAUCACUUAUAAAACACUAUGUUAGAGACAUAUAUAUAUUUAUACGCAGAAUGUUUUUCAUUCUAAUACCUUUGUCCAUUUGAGUGGGUUGUGUGGUGGUUUACCUGCUGAGUAUGUUAAUUUAUUUGCAUAAUUUAGUCAUGAAAGUAUGUAAUUUUCUAAGUGCAGCCAUGACUUUUUGAUCCUUUAGGUCAUUAAGUUAUAAAAUACAAAUGUUUUGAUGAUUACAGCUUCUCACAAAUGAACAGUUUCAAGUGUUUUGGCUGUUGGUUUGACAAUAAAAGCAUUUUUGAAGAAACA
Messenger RNA from Stegastes partitus (bicolor damselfish), 1582 nucleotides. RefSeq names its product growth factor, augmenter of liver regeneration (ERV1 homolog, S. cerevisiae) (gene gfer). Bases 213 to 803 code for a protein of 196 amino acids. The transcript has 3 exons. Lineage: Eukaryota; Metazoa; Chordata; Actinopteri; Pomacentridae. Gene Ontology annotation, cellular component: mitochondrion. The record is from RefSeq and is a predicted model, not a curated record. Gene Ontology annotation, molecular function: flavin adenine dinucleotide binding; flavin-dependent sulfhydryl oxidase activity. Gene Ontology annotation, biological process: liver development.